Molecule: messenger RNA, 645 nt
Organism: Humulus lupulus (European hop)
Lineage: Eukaryota; Viridiplantae; Streptophyta; Magnoliopsida; Rosales; Cannabaceae
Exons: 4
Coding region: 76-645 (189 amino acids)
Cellular component (GO): membrane
Molecular function (GO): transporter activity
Source: RefSeq, a predicted model, not a curated record
UGGGCUCGACGGCAACGACUGGUGGCUUGGGGGCUGGGCUCGACGGCGGGUGAGGGGGUCUCGGGUCUGUGCUCGAUGGCGCAGGGGGGACAGGGUCGGGCUGUACAGCGGCAGGGAGAAUAUUCAGGUAUACUUUGUCCUAUUUUUGCAGAGAUAGUUCCUGGGAAGUCACGAACUAGCGUGUAUGCAUUGUACAGAUCUUGUGAGUCUGUACUCUCAUCAUUUGCUCCCCCUGUAGUCGGGUUAUUGGAACAACAUGUUUAUGGUUAUAGACCAGUUGAUAAAGGGUCCUUUGCAUCUGAAGAGAUUGCCACAGCUAGGGGAAAUGCUGCGUCUUUGGCCAAGGCACUGUACACAACAAUAGGAGUUUCGAUGGCCCUCUGUUGUCUUAUCUACUCAUUCCUGUAUUCAACCUAUCCAAGAGAUCGAGAGCGAGCUCAAAUGGAAGCUUUGAUAGAAUCAGAGAUGCUGCAAAUAAGAUUGGAAUUACCUACAGAUGGGCAACAUCCUCAUCAAGUUCUGUUAUCCGAGUCAGGAGAACCAUAUUUGGAGGAUAUGAUCCCAUUAUUACCGGGUUGUCUAGAGUUUAGACUGACUCAGCGUAAGCUUAAAUCCACAUUGCUAUUUGCUGGGAGUUUGACUUGA